Messenger RNA from Belonocnema kinseyi, 1038 nucleotides. It is a transcript of the gene Hr83, whose product is annotated as nuclear receptor subfamily 2 group E member 1. Gene Ontology annotation, biological process: regulation of transcription by RNA polymerase II; anatomical structure development; cell differentiation. The record is from RefSeq and is a predicted model, not a curated record. The transcript is spliced from 5 exons. Gene Ontology annotation, molecular function: nuclear receptor activity; RNA polymerase II cis-regulatory region sequence-specific DNA binding; zinc ion binding. NCBI's taxonomy places the organism in Eukaryota, Metazoa, Arthropoda, Insecta, Hymenoptera, Cynipidae. The annotation marks the transcript as partial.
AAUUUAGGAAGAACACUACCGAAUCCAGUGGCAUGCAAAGUGUGUGGAGAUCGUUCAUAUGGGAAGCAUUAUGGGGUUUACUGUUGCGAUGGCUGUUCUUGUUUCUUUAAAAGAUCAGUUCGUCGAGGAGUAAUUCAUACAUGUAUAGCUGGGACCGGAACUUGUGCAAUAGACAAAGCAAGACGAAAUUGGUGUCCUCAUUGUCGUCUGAAAAAGUGUUUUGCUGUUCAGAUGAAUACCGGAGCUGUUCAAGAAGAAAGAGGUCCACGCAAAAGAAACAGAACGUCUUCCUCUCGAGUCCGAUUUUCCGGAAAAACGAAAAGCUGCAAUCCAAACACAAAUUUCGAUUCUUUCGAGGGACAAGUAACAUCACUAAAUUUUGAACCAACGAAAAAUGUCAGCCAUCAAACGAAACCUGCCUACGAAAUGAGAAGUUCGAACUUCUUUCUACCUCCUCUACUAAACCACAGCACCGUACCAAGAUUUUUUCCCCCGGGAGAGGCAAUUCAAUACGAAGUCGCAGCCCAGAUUUUUCUAACAACAAUUAGAAGAUCUCGACAACACAGUAAUUUUUCUACUCUCAGCAUUGAGGAGCAAAAUUCAAUUCUUCGACAAGGAUGGGCUGCAAUUUUUAUUCUUCAUGCAGCCACUUUUCCGAUGCACUUUAUAGAAAUAUUAAUAAAAAAUUCUAUAGCUGGGAAAACACUCCUUACCGCUUUAACAACAGCUCGAAAUUUGAUUUUGAAAUUACAACUUGACGAAAUCGAAUUUUCGGUUUUGGAAACAUUUUCCCUCUGUCGUCCCGAAUUAUCGGUAUCAUCCCGAGGUUUAGAUUCAUUAUCAAGAGCAAGAAAUUCAGCAUCGGAAAUAUUAAUGCAACAUAUUCAAAAUCGAGGAGAUCAAGGACAUAGGCUUAUUCAAAUUAUGUUGGUUCUUCCAAUUCUUACGACAUGUUGUACUCGAGAAUUAGGAACUGCUCUUUUUUCACCUAUCAUCGGAGAUAUUGCCUUGGAUCAUGUAAUCGCUUCGAUUCACUGA